AUGGAAUCAGCUACUACUAUUAAAAAUCAAUUAAUGGUACUUUUUGACAAUUUAAAAAAUAUUCAACCAAAUGAACGAGAUAAAUUAAUUACAUUUAUGAAAACAACUUUGUCACAAUUACAAGAGAAUAAUGAUAAUGAAAGUAAUACUAUAUGUCAGGCUAUUACAAGCAAUAAUGACAACUAUACUUAUUGUUAUGACGAAAAUGUAAAUACUACUACUACUUCUACUACUACUACUACCACUACUACUACUACUACUAAUGUUAGUUUGACUAAUAGCUCUCCAACGUAUGUGAAUUUAAAAUCGUCAGAACUGUAUAAUUUAACAAAUACCAAUGUAGACGGUUCACAGUUAUCGUUUGAAGCAACAAAUGAAUCAGUAGUCAAUCAAAUGAAUGGCUUCCCUACAAUAACAACAGUGGAACAUCAUAAUACGGCUACUACUUCUACUACUACUACUAAUCCGACUGUUAACCUGCCAGAAGUGAUCGAUGUGAACAACUAUAUAUCUACACCUACAAGUAAACCAACACUUACUUGCUCAAAUCUCACUAAUGAAACGUAUGAAGCACAAAAUUCUUCAAUCUCAUUCAGUAGUGAUAACAACAGCAAUAUUACUGAUAAUCAUUCAACAUCCAAUUCCACUUUAAAUCAUAAAAAAUCAUCUUACAAUUAUUAUUAUCCUAAUAAUCAAAUUUUCCUUCAUUGUCCAUUAUGUUGUCAAUUGAAAUUUGAUAAUUGGCCAAAUUUAAAAUAUCAUUUAUAUUAUGAACAUCAACGAAAGUCAACCAAUCAUAAUAAUGUAUCACCUAUAUGUUGGCGAUGUCAAGGUAUAUUUGAUAAUCAUGCCCUCCUGCUAGCACAUGAAUGUUUUGAUUGGGGUCGACUGAAUUUACCCUGUGCAAUGUAUAUGCAUAAAUCAUUGAAAACAUUUCAUCAAUUCUCUGAAGAUGAAUUAAUUGAAAAACAAUUUCCUUUAGAUGGUGUAUUUUUAAAUAGACGUUGUAGUUUAUGUUAUAAAGCCAAUGUUACUUAUACAUCCUAUGAUGAAUUUGAAAAACAUAAACUAUCUUCACAUUCUAUCCCAGGAAGAGAUAGCGGUUAUGAACCUUUCACCGUCACAUCACCAACUAAUAAUACAUCGUCAUCAUUGUUUAAAUCAAGUCGUCGGAGGAAGAAACAUUCCACAAAGUGUAAUUUACCAAUCGAAAAUCAUCCAUCAUCUGAUGUAGCUAUUCGUAGUGUAGUACGUAGUUUAACUGAACGUUUCUAUGCAUUAAAUUAUCAUCAUCAAAAUGAAUUGAGACAACGUCAUUGUAAACGGAAAACACUACCACAUCAUGAUCAUCAUCGAGCGGAGACAAUGUUUCAAUCAACAGCCAUAAACAAUUGUGUUGUUACUAGUACUAUCAGUUCUCCAACAACAACUACUAGUACUACUACUAGUAGUACUGAAACAACUGGUGUCGAUCUCAUCAUCUCUACUACUAGUACUACUACUACUACUACUACUACCGCCACUACGACUAAUGCAGAAGAAGACGAAGGCGGACGAGGAGGAGGAGGAGGAAGAGAAGAUGAUGAGGAAAAAGCGACAACACCUACUUCAUCGACUAUCAAUAGUGAUAAUGCUGAGAAUAAUAAAACAUCUUCAAACAAUUGUAGUCCAUCAACAUUUUUAACCAGUCUAUUAGUUGCACAACGUGUUAAACGUAAUUUAACUUUGAAAAAUAAACAUGCUCGUCGAUUGAAAGCAGUUGCAUUUGAAUGUGGCAGCCGAUCCCCCAGUGAAAAAUCUAUCAUUCAUGAUGAUGACGAUGACGAUCACAGUCAUACCGAUGAACGCUUCAAUGCAAUCACAGCAUUAUCAUGUAAUGAUUUGCCUUCUUCACCAUCAAUUCAUAGUCAUAUUUCGGAUAUUUCUUCUGAUCAACUAUCAUCAUCAUCAUCGUCUGUUAGAAAUCGACGACGUAAUUUCUGGUCAAAUUGUCAAAAUACUAAUCGUCAUACAAUUAAACGUUUAAAAUUACAAUUUAAACGUAAAAUGACCACAUCAUCACAUCGUCAACGGAAAAUCAAUCUUGAUAAUAAUAAUAACGAUGAUGAUAAUAGUCAUAGUUCAACAUUAUUGACGAAUAAUUUAAUGAAAAUUCGACGAUUUACUUGUAAUCAAUGUUCUGCAGUGUUUCGUUUAUCAUCUCGUUUACGAGCACAUUAUCUAUUUCAACAUGGUCAUAUUCCUGAAUGUCUUGGCGGUUUAUCACCGCGACCAAAUGAAAUUUUAUUCAAGAAACAACGAAAUCUGAACUUGAGUCGUAGUAACAAUGACAUCAGUUUUGAUAACAAUGAUGAAAGAACAAAUUCAUCUUCUUUGAAGAAUACUACUCCAGCGCCUGAAACCACUACAUCUGCUACUACUACUACUACCAGUAGUACUCCGACAUCGACGCCGACGGUCACUUCCAGCUUGGCAUCGUCAUGUGUCCCUAAUGAAUCCGAUCAUAGUCUUCCUCCUCCUUCUGGAUUAAUGACAAGAUCAAGGAAACGUAAAGCUGUUAGUGAUAAUAAUAAUACUAGUAAUAACGUAACUAUUCAGUCAUCUAACCAAUUAACUCAUAAUACACGACGAAUGAAAAAACCAACUAGCGAUCCUGUUACAACGAAUUCUGUAACUACUACUAAUGAAGAUAGACUUAUUGAUUUUUUAUCUGACCAUUCAAACAGCACUGAACAAGUAGUUGUUACACAACAAUUUUCUAUGACUGAUACAAAUUUAUUUUAUAAAAAAUUUUCUUGUCUUGAAUGUAAUCAAUCAUUUAAAACGGCUUAUAAUUUAAAACGUCAUCAAACUAUUAUACAUUUACAUAAAUAUCGUUAUUUUUGUGGUUAUUGUGAAUAUCGUACUGGUGAACGUUUAGCUUAUGAAGAACAUUUAGCAAGACAUUUUUGUAUUAAACAAUUUCUAUGUGAAAUAUGUAAUGCACGUUUCACGAUCAAACAUGAAUUAGACGAUCAUAAAGCGUUUAAACAUUCGAAUGAACGUAAUUUCGCUUGUACUGAAUGUGAUCAACGAUUUAAAACUGCCGGUACACUUUGGCGACAUAAAAAAACUCAUGAACCGAAACGUGUUUAUCAUUUAUGCCCAAUAUGUUCUACAUCGUUUACACGUUUAUCGAAUUUAAAUCGUCAUCUUGCACGAACACAUAAACAGCAACAGCAACGCCAACACCAACAACGGGAGCACCAACAGCACCAACCUCAACAAAAUCACCAAUCAAUCCGGCUGGAUACAAAUAAGAAAUUAUCAACAAGUUAUCAACAUGAUGCUAAUAAACAGAAAAAAUCAUCAAAAACCGGUCAACAAUAUCGUCAAGUUGUCAAUCCAACAACAACAACAACAACAACGAUGAUAAAUAAUAGUCAACAAACUGUGGAACAAAUUUAUCCAGUGGAAAUUAUUACACCACAUUUAUCUGGAUCCGAUCUAUCAUCCAUAUCAGAUCAACAAACUUUGAUCACUAUGAUCCCAGAACACGACCGGACAUCUUCCAAAUUGAUCAAUAUUUCUGAUCAUAAUUUCAAUAAAAGCAUUUUAUACAAUCCGUCUAUUUCAACUUCAUGUUGUGACACGCCAUCAUCAUCAACAUCAACAUCAUUGUUGUCGUCGAAUAUACCGCCAACAACAUCAACAACAACAACCACAGAAAUCCUGUCAACACAAGAUCAUGUGAUGGUGACCACUGGUGAAGAUUCUAUUGUUUCAACGCAUAUCUCAGAAUAUCAAACAGUGGAUCUUGACAAUCAUUCACAUUCUACUGUAUUCAUGUUAAAUUUCACUGAUCUCGAUACAAACAACCAUCUUCAUCAUCAUCAUCAUCAUCAUGAGUAUUUUGAACCGACUGACGGUUCACAUAAACUAAUGUUCAGCAGUAACAUUCAUGAUGCUGCUGUGUAUGAACAACCGACAGCUGGAUUCACAUCCACCUCGUCGUCAACUGCUGCAUCAAAUGGAACAUUCAUUUCGUCCACAUCGUACACAUCAGCAUCAUCUCCGACAAUAACUGGAACUAACAUUAGUUUACCAUCGAAUUUAUUAUUACCGAUUCGAUUGAAUAAUACCAAUGUGAAUUGUGAUAUUGUCACAAAUACUAAUACUACUACUAAUAAUGAAACUAGUAGUAGUAUGAGUAGUAAUACAAACUCUUGGCCUACCAUUAUAUCACAUCACUCAGAACCGAGUCUAUGCUAUUUGAUAACAUCCAGUGAAACAAUUGAAAAUGAUGUUUUAUUAUGCAGUCAUAAUCAUAAUAAUAAUUAUACAAAUGAAGUCAGUACUACUAAUACUACUACUACUACUGUCAGUAGUAGUAGUACUACUAGUACUAUUACUACUGUUACUACUAAUACUACUGAUACUUCUACUCAAAUCACUAAUCAUCAUCAUCAUCAUCAUCAACAUCCUCAUAAUCUACUGAUCACCGAUGAUGAUGAUGAAGAAAUUAUCGACGAUCCACCACAAUCGAUUGCUUCAACAAUGGAUUUGUUGAAUUCAUUUCAAUCGGAUCUAGUCGAUCAUCAUUUAAUGUUGAAUAAUGAGACGACAAUGUUGAAAAUGAAUUGUCCAUCUCCACAAUUAUCACUGACUACAAAUGAUCAGUGUAUUUUCUAUGAAACCGGUUAUUCAUCAUCGUCAUCAUCGACUUUACCGACAACAACACAUUCAUCGAGAUGUGCGAUACCAUCGACCUUGUCGUCAUCAACAUCGGCAGCAGCGGCAGCGAUCAAUGAUCCGUCGACUUCGAUAUGGCGUCCUAUGGAUUGCGACCGAGCAUCAUCCAUUGGAGGCAAUCAAUCAACGUGUUUGGUUGAUUCACAGUAUUCUAUUCCAGUGAAUAGUACUCAUCAUUGUAGUAAGAAUACGACACCGGCAUUGUCGUAUACCGAUGAUAUUACUGUUGAUGAUAGAGAUGAGGGUGAUGAAGUGUUUGAAGUCGAGAACUAUGACCAACGACAAUAUCAUCCAAUCGAUCAUUUAUUUCCAUCCCAUGACGAUUUGAUGUAUACUGGUAGUAAUCGUGAUGCUGCUGUUGAUGUUGAUGAUGGCGAUGACGGUGAGGAGGAGGAGGAUGUCGAUGAUGAUGAUGACAUCGACGACGACCUUGAUGAUGGAGAAGAGGUGGGGGAUAGUGACUGUGCUGGUGGUUUGACAAACAAUCAUGUCAUUACCACUGCUACUACGACUACUAGUACUAACACUACUACUAAUAGUACUACUAAUAAUUCAACUUGUGACAAUGCCAGACAAGAAGAACAUCAAAUAACAACAGAUUUACUGGAUACUAGUUUAAUGCUUUCAUGGAAUCCAACACAAAGUCACAAUCAUCAUUCAUCAACAGAAUUCUUUGCUCAUCAUUAUUAUUAUUUUUAUAAUUCUCAAAAUUGUUCCCCAAAAUUCCCAUCCCCAGAUUUGCAUAAUCUAUCGCCUGUAUCAAUGCAUUUUGAUCAACCGUCAGAAGAACGUCCGCCAACAUUUGAUGGGUUGCCGUUGCCAUUUCCAUCAUCAUCAUCGUCAUCUCAUCAACUGCUGCAUCCUAUUCACGAUCAGACUACGACAACAACAAAUUUUACUGGAAUCCAAUCUCCUUGUUCAUUGUUAUCACCUGUAUCGUCGAUUACAACAUCGACGCCAUCAUCAACAUCGUCUUUAUUGUGUGAAAAUAAUCUAACUGAUUGUUCAAAUUAUUUAGGACAAUUCUAUCAUCAUUACAAGAAUAAUAAUACUACUGCUAAUACUACUACUAGUAGUGAUUUAAGUAGUAUACCGAAUAUGAUCAAUAAUAUAGAGCCGACUUAUUAUCCUGUAAUUCCAGAUGACAUUCCAAACGGUACUGAUCAAUGUUCAAAUUUUUCUGUCGGUUAUUUAAUUGGUCAUUCAACUAUGUCUCCUUCAGCAUCGUCAUCCACAUCAUCGAUAGCUACCAAUUCCAGAUGUUCACUAUUACAAACAGAACAGACAACUGGCAUCCUCUCUUCCAUAUGUCCAUCUUCCACUGUGACCACAUCAUCAUCGUCCAAUCCCGUUACGGAUAAUAUGAAUUAUUUGAACACUCCACACUUAUCAUCUCUUCCACUCACCACGGAUCAUUGUAAUGUAGUAGUUGUUCAACAGUCCACACAAUCAUCAUUGUCUCAAUUGAAUUUUACAAAUGAUACAUUGGAUUAUGAAUUUAUUGUUUAAACAAUUGUUGUGUGUGUUGAUUGAUUGAUUGAUUGAUACAAAGAAAAAAACGCAAAGUUAACAUGUUCUUCAAAAUUGAACACAUUGAACAGUUUAAAAAAAUAAUCUGUGAAAAGAUUUUUUCUUUGUUUAGAUCGAUAACUGAAAAAAAAAGAUGGAAGAAGUGUACAUUAGACAAAAUAAAACACAUGUAACGCAAUGUUAUGUUUGUUUAUUCAUGAUGAUGAUGAUGAUGUUGUUAGUUUACGGAUGAUGAAAUUUGAAAAUGGCGCGCGUUCAAUGUACAAUUCUUUCUAUCUUAACAUGUUUUUUUUUGUGAUUUCAUUUUUUUUGUGUUGUUUUGAUUUGAUGAUAUCACUUUUUGGUUGUUUCUUUUCAUAUAUAUAUAUUUUUUUGUCAUUGAUCAGAGUGAACAUUUUUGUAAAUAAAUGAAAAAUUUUGAAAAAUAUGAUGUAACAAAAAUUUGUUGUUUU
This is a messenger RNA of Schistosoma turkestanicum, 6713 nucleotides long. The record is from the annotation of a GenBank genome assembly. NCBI's taxonomy places the organism in Eukaryota, Metazoa, Platyhelminthes, Trematoda, Strigeidida, Schistosomatidae.